AUGGAAAUUCCAAAAAGUAGGAAACAAAACAAUGGACCAUGUGUUAUUUGUGGAGUAAGAGAUUCUGAGAUAAAAUAUCGAAAAUUUACAGAAGAUGCUAAAGAAAAAGCUUUAAGGAACAAUAAUUUAGAUCUAACCUGGGAGAUGUAG
Molecule: messenger RNA, 150 nt
Organism: Entrophospora sp. SA101
Lineage: Eukaryota; Fungi; Glomeromycota; Glomeromycetes; Entrophosporales; Entrophosporaceae
Source: the annotation of a GenBank genome assembly